Molecule: messenger RNA, 1303 nt
Organism: Acromyrmex echinatior (Panamanian leafcutter ant)
Lineage: Eukaryota; Metazoa; Arthropoda; Insecta; Hymenoptera; Formicidae
Gene: Mettl2
Product: methyltransferase-like protein
Molecular function (GO): tRNA (cytidine-N3)-methyltransferase activity
Source: RefSeq, a predicted model, not a curated record
UUAUGCCGCCUGUAGUCUAUGGUAGAUUUGUAAAGGACAUCCAUUGACAUCUGUCUUGGAAAUCAUGGAUCUCCAUCAAUCUCUAUUACUUUUAUUAGCUCUAGAGUUACAUGCAGAUUGUACAGAUGUCUAAUGGAUGUCACGCUCCGUGUGGGAACAAGCACAAGCCUGCCGUUUCGCCGGCGCGUCGUCGAACUGUCGAACAUGGCCGGAGUGACGACAAUCGCGGACAAUAAUGACGACCCAGAAACGAGGAGGCCACAAUUCGGAACGCGGAAUUUACCGCACGAUGGAAACAUCUUCCAGCACAAUGCAUGGGAUAAUGUUACAUGGGAUGAAGAACAAGAGAAGUUAGCACAACAGAAAGUAGAUGAAAAUUCCACUGUUACGAUGUCAUCCGAGCAACUUUUUAAAUAUGAAACUGAAGCAGAUAAAUAUUGGGACAAAUUUUAUGGAGUACAUAAUAACGGGUUUUUUAAAGAUAGGCAUUGGUUGCUGAUAGAGUUUCCAGAACUAGCGCCCAAUACUGUAAAACAGGACACGGAAAGACCCAUGAGAGCCGCAUUUACAGAUGAAGAUAAAAAAUGUAGUGAAAAACACAUAAAAAUUCUCGAUUUACCAUGUAAAGAUAACUGUAGAAUAUUAGAAAUAGGAUGUGGUGUAGGAAAUACUGUAUUUCCUAUACUCAUGUAUAAUACAGACCCGAAGCUGUUUAUAUAUUGUUGUGAUUUUUCGGCGAAAGCUAUUAAUAUAUUACAACAAAAUCCUGCAUAUAAUGUAGAUAGAUGUAAAGCAUUUGUUUUGGACGUAACUCAGGAAAUGUGGACGACUCCUUUUGAGCCUGAAAGUUUAGAUAUCAUCGUUCUUAUAUUCGUAUUAUCUGCCAUUCAUCCUGACAAGAUGCAUCAUGUUAUGCGGCAAAUGUACAGGUAUCUUAAAUCAGGUGGAAUAAUUUUAUUUCGAGAUUAUGGCAGACACGAUUUAGCGCAAUUAAGAUUUAAGAAGGGCAAUUGCCUCGGUGAGAAUUUUUAUGUACGUGGAGAUGGCACCAGAGUAUACUUUUUUUCUCAAGAGGAUAUUAGAAAAUUAUUUACCGAUAAUGGUUUCGUCGAGGAACAAAACUUCAUGGACAGAAGGCUGCAAGUUAAUAGAGGUAAACAGUUGAAAAUGUAUAGAAUAUGGGUACAGGCGAAAUAUCGAAAGUCCUAGAAACUAUGUAACAUGAAGAUUGUUAUCGAAUUUUUAUUAAAAAAUCAAAAAUUUAUGAUAAAAAUUAGUAAAUAAAAUAAUAAAAAAUAUAUUU